Cyprinodon tularosa is the source of this 2512-nucleotide messenger RNA. RefSeq lists its product as uncharacterized. The transcript is spliced from 4 exons. Gene Ontology annotation, molecular function: GTP binding. NCBI's taxonomy places the organism in Eukaryota, Metazoa, Chordata, Actinopteri, Cyprinodontiformes, Cyprinodontidae. The record is from RefSeq and is a predicted model, not a curated record. Bases 209 to 1870 code for a protein of 553 amino acids.
CACAGCAGCCUGAGUGUGAAUAAAUCCAGAGCAUUAAAGAAGCAGAACUUCAACACCAGGCCUGAGCAGAGCAAAGCCAACAAAGGUCGAUCCUGUUGCUGGUUUGGGUUCAAACAUUUGGCAGCAUCCAUCCUAUUUUCCUUGGCAGAUUUGGCUUUGAAAACAGAUCAAGUUCCACAUUGCAAAGUCUGCUUUAAAAGAUAAAGUCAUGAGCUUCUUUAAGUCAAGGCCAAAGAGGCUCUGUGAUGAUGUUAAAGCUAACAGCAAAAAGGUGGAGCCACAGAUGGGACCUCUUCCUGUUUACAGAGUUCCUCUGAAAGAGGAGAAAAUCGAAAUAAAUGGAUGCAGGUUCUUCAGUUUUACUGCCAAACAGGCUACUGCCAAAGAACAGAGUCGCACCAUCAUGGUUCUUGGAGCCAGAGGUGCUGGGAAGUCGACUCUCAUUAAUGGGAUGAUUAAUUACAUCCUUGGUGUUAAAUGGGAUGACCCGUAUCGUUUCAGCUUAGUGGACGACGGUCAAACACAAUCCCAAGCUCACAGUCAGACUUCUGAGGUCACUGUGUACAAACUCAACCACAGGGAGGGGUUUCAGAUUCCCUUCUCUCUGACCAUUAUAGACACUCCAGGCUUUGGAGACACCAGAGGGAUCGACAGAGACAAGGAGAUCACAGAGCAGCUCCGUAACCUUUUCACAAGUAAAGACGGAGUCACUGAAAUCAAUGCUGUGUGUUUCGUAGCUCAAGCUGCUUUAGCUCGUCUCACACCGUCACAGAAGUAUGUCUUUGAUUCUAUUCUCUCAAUCUUUGGCAAAGAUAUAGCAGAAAACAUCAGGAUCCUGGUAACUUUUGCAGAUGGUCAGAAGCCACCGGUUCUGGAAGCCAUCAAGGCUUCAGGCGUCCCAAGUCCUAAAGGCAAAGAUGAUCUUCCUGUUCACUUCAAAUUUAACAACUCAGCUUUGUUUGCUGACAAUAAAUCCUCCUCAUACACACAGAGUGGGGACGAUGACGAUGAAAACUUUGACCAGAUGUUUUGGAACAUGGGAACAAAAAGCAUGAAAAGGUUUUUUGUUGCUCUAAGUCAGAUACAAACCCAAAGUUUGAGUUUGACAAAUGAGGUCCUGAGAGAAAGAAAACAGCUGGAGGUUACAGUAGAGAGUCUGCAGGGUCAGGUUCGACUUGGUUUAGCCAAACUGGAGGAGAUCAGAGAGACGAGAAAACAAAUCAAGGACAAUGAGGCAGAGAUCAGCAGAAAUGAGAACUUUGAGUUUGAGGUCACUGUUAAAAAACCCAUACAGGUUGAUAUCUCUGGUUCUGGGAACUUCAUUACAAACUGCCAGCAGUGUCAUGUCACCUGUCAUUACCCUUGUGCGUACUCAAAUGAUGCUGAUAAAAAAAAAUGUGCAGCAAUGGAUCGGAAUGGAUACUGUACAGCAUGUCCAAAGAAAUGUUACUGGAAUGUACAUUUCAACCAAAAGUACAGGUGGGAUUACAGAGAUGAGACAGAGAAACGAACAAUCAAAGAGCUGAAAGAGAAAUAUGAUUUGGCCACAGAAGGGAAAAUGACUGUUGAGGGAGUGAUGAGAAAACUAAAGGAUGAAUAUAAAACCAUGCAGGAUGAGGUGCAAAAAUUAAUGGAGAAAUCAGCAAAGUGUCUGAACAGACUGAAAGAGAUAGCACUGAAGCCCAACCCUCUCUCCACUCCAGAAUACAUCGAUAUGCUGAUUGAAGGAGAGAAACAAGAGGGAAAACCAGGCUGGAAAAAGCGAAGAGAGUCCCUGAUGCAAAUGAAAGGAAAAGCAGAGUUAAUGGCUAAAGUGGGAAAAGGAGAUAAACCUCUCCUCAAACAGGAAUCGCUGGAUGUUACGUCCUAAACCAGCAGGUCUCCCCACAGGAAUCUAGAUUUGAAUUCUGCAGCAUGGUGAAUACUCUGCUUGCUUUGGUUUGUUAGGUACGAUUAGUAAUAUAUGUUAUAUUAUCAUUUUAACACCAUUGAAUGAAUUUAGGGAGGCUGCCCUCACCCAUUAUUAUCUUUUGGACACUUUUUGAAACAUCAGGACAGAUUCAAUGAAAUAUUUCCGUAUGCUUUAUGUAAUCACAACGUUUCAGUUACUUUAUGAGGAAAAGCAUCAAAUAUUAUUUAGGAAGUCAGAACAUCACCAGAAUAAUUCCUCAUGUUGGUUUGGUCUUAACCUUCCACCUCUCCCAGUUAACUGAGAUGUUAUGUCUCCAAACAGCAAUGUUGGAAAAAACCUAUUUUAAUCAGUAGGAAUACAAGAAAACCUUUUAACUUUUGAACUUUUACCUUCUUUUUUUCCUUCUGAAAAGUAUCUGUUGCUGAAUGCUCAGCCUUCUUUUUUUGGCUUAAUCUUCUUGGUUCUUUUUUAAUUAAAGUUGACAAGAUAAAAUCAGCUGAUAAAAUGUUUCUGAAAUUUUGAUGUGAAAUCUGUUAAUGUUAAAACAUAAUAUUUUCCAUCCAUAUCUCCCUGCUGGUAGUUUUGUUGGUGGGAACAUGG